AUGGGAGGGGACGGGGCGGAGAGCAGUCCGGAAGGAUUCCCCUCCACAAACCUCGUGGAUCCCGCAGUCGAGGCUUCAUUAUUUCCGCGGCUGUCUGGCGGCCGUCGAUCCCAGCAUCCGGACGGCUCGGCCAUUGAAGAGCCGAAAACCCAAAUGGUACAUAUAUCUCGCCCUGCUAAAACGGCUUCGUGGGGUUUUUUGACCUAUAGCAACUGUUUCCCGCUGCGGGUUGGGGAUGUUACCUCCCCCCGGGCCGCCUCGUUGAAGAAGGGUGACGAGAUUGUGGAGAUCAACAAGGCGAAGCCGAAGGAUUAUGAGGACGCGAUGCAACUUUUUCAACGGGCUCGGUUAAAUUUGGAGCUGCGUCUAUGCCGCAGGUCGGUUGGAGGCAAACACCCCCAUGUGGUGCGCAGCCACAGCACAGGCAGUUCCGAUGUCACAACACCUGCAGAUGCGGCGGGCGGGGUGGCGGCAGCCGUGGCCUCCCCUUCUCUCCCAGGCCAUCAGGGCGGCACAGAAGCUACACUGUCACCUUUUCAUGAAACACCACGGACGAGGCCAGGGGAGGGGAGGGCGCGGUACUCUGCCGAGAUGGCAUUGGAGAAACUCCUGCGCGAGGGUGGCGCGAAUGGAUUUGGUGGCGACAGUGCAGCUGAGCUCGAUGGAACGCUCUCCCCGCUGCCGGAGGCUUUCUCCGCGGCGGUUGAUGAUGACAUUGUGAGGGUCUGGAGCCGUGUCUUCUCUAGAAAACGGGCUCGAACUUCCGACGGGCAUGCUGAAUCUCACUACGCGGAGGUGAGUGGUGUUCUGCCGAGACCUGUGCGACAGGCUAUCUACGACCGUUCUAGUUGCCCUUUUUCUGCAGAGGAGGGGUUCACGUCGGAGUUUCACGCUGCGGUGCAGCACACAUUGACGGCGAGCGCCUUGUCAAAUGGACGAGAACUUAAUUCACAGGGCACUGCCAAAGCAGCCUUGAUGGCCAGCCACGGCAGUCAGCCUCGCAGUGUGGAGGCGGUGGUGGAAGGGGUAAAACGCAUAGAUGAGCAACGCGAGGAGGAGGUUGCACGAAGCCUAGCAGCAAAAGGAGCGGCACAAUGCAACGAAGAGCUCGAUGCAAGUCAUCAUUCUAUGCUGCGCGUGGUGGCGUCGCAUCGCCACAUGCGAGAGGAAAAGCGACGUUAUGAGGAGGAGAAGUACCGCCAAACGGAGGCUACUGCGAAGAAGUUUCUGCUCCAGUACAUGGACGCAACUUCAUCGAGCAGAUCGAUGCCGGGGGUAAAACAGCGGAGCCGUCGUGGGUACCACCACGUGGACACACACGACUUGCAAAGGUACGAACUCCCCUCUCCACCUCCUCCUGUGGCUGGCGUGGCUUCUGGGUGUCCUUCGACUCCUCCGCCUCUGCCUCCGCCACUACCGUAUUGUAAUUCCUUUCCCGUGACUGAAGGAACGCGUCACGCUGAAGGCUAUUCGAGUCGUCUCUUGCGCUUGCCAACGCCCCCUCCGCCCCCUCCGCCACCGCCGCUGCCGCCGCCACCAUGA
Molecule: messenger RNA, 1542 nt
Organism: Trypanosoma conorhini
Lineage: Eukaryota; Euglenozoa; Kinetoplastea; Trypanosomatida; Trypanosomatidae
Product: formin
Exons: 1
Coding region: 1-1542 (513 amino acids)
Molecular function (GO): protein binding
Source: RefSeq, a predicted model, not a curated record